AUGAAGUUAGGUUUUCGUUCGCGUUUUCGCAUGCAGUCAUGCAAGAUAAUCGCUCUCACCUCUCUGGUGUGGCUCGUCUUCGACGUAUUCCUCUUAAUGUACUACAUGACUGAUUGCUCCGAUGGUCAAGGGUGGGGUUGUUCAGGUCGUGAAUCAAAAAGUGCUCCUUUGCUUGAUUCUCACGAGCCGGCUUUCCACCCUCGUGAUGUCCACAAACCAGUCAAGAAAAAGUCCACGUCAGAACUUGAAGCACUUUACGAAAAAUUGAAACACACACUGGAUUACCCCUUGGAGAAGUUGCAUCGUUGGACAGAGCCUUUGCCUGUUCCGACUGAUGAUUCGAAACCUGGGGAAGGUGGAAAAGCUGUGCAGAUUCCUCCUGACUUGGAAGCCGAAGCUAAGCGGAAAUUUCAAGAGAAUCAGUUUAAUGUGCUUGCCAGUGAUCUGAUUUCGCUCAACAGGUCACUGGCUGAUGUGCGGUUGACGAGUUGCGCAAGCAAAAAAUAUUCCCCUUUGCUGCCUUCAACUUCAGUCGUGAUAGUGUUUCACAACGAAGCGUGGACAACGUUGCUUCGCACCAUUUGGAGCGUCAUUAAUCGUUCGCCACGUGCCUUGCUCAAAGAAAUCAUCCUCGUGGACGACGCUAGUGAAAAAGACCACCUGGGCUCUCUGCUGGAAGAAUACGUGGCGAAUUUGCCGGUGCCUGUUCAGGUUCUUCGCACGGGAACGAGAUCCGGGUUGAUCAGAGCCCGGCUUUUGGGUGCUAAGCACGUUCGCGGAGAAGUGAUAACUUUUCUGGAUGCCCAUUGUGAGUGUGCGGAUGGUUGGUUGGAGCCUUUGUUGGAUGAAGUGGCGAGGGAUCGGAAGACGGUGGUGUGUCCGAUUAUUGACGUCAUCAGUGACAACACCUUUGAGUAUGUCACCGCGUCGGAUAUGACGUGGGGCGGUUUCAAUUGGAAGAUGAAUUUCCGUUGGUACCGCGUUCCCAACAGAGAAAUGGACAGACGCGGUGGCGACAGGAGUGCACCUUUGCGUACGCCAACCAUGGCCGGAGGCUUGUUCUCCAUCGACAGGGAAUACUUUUACGAAGUCGGCACCUACGACGAAGGCAUGGAAGUGUGGGGAGGCGAGAACUUGGAGAUGUCCUUUCGGAUCUGGAUGUGCGGCGGGAAGCUGGAGAUCAUCACGUGUUCCCACGUGGGCCACGUUUUCCGGGACAAGAGCCCCUACACGUUUCCCGGCGGCGUGAGCAACACUAUAUUUAAAAACUCGGCCCGGGUCGCCGAAGUCUGGAUGGACGAGUGGAAGGAGUUCUUUUACGAGAUGAACCCGGCUGCGAAACGUGUCAACAUUGGGGAUAUCUCUGCGAGGCGGGAGCUGAGGGACCGAUUGGGUUGCAAAAGUUUCAGAUGGUAUUUGGAGAAUGUCUAUCCGGAGUCCCAGUUGCCCCUGGACUACUUCUACCUUGGCGACAUCCGCAACGCCCUCAACAACAAGUGCCUGGACACGAUGGGUCGCAAGGGCGGCGAGAACCUGGGCCUGCAAUACUGCCACAGCAUGGGCGGCAACCAGCUGUUUGCCUACACCAAGCGGAACCAAAUCAUGUCUGACGACAAUUGCCUGGACGCCAGCUCCGUCUCUAGUCCCGUGAAGUUGGUCCGGUGUCACGGACUGGGCGGCAAUCAAAUGUGGGUCUAUGACGACACGACUCAGGCCAUACGACACGUCAACUCGGGUCGGUGUUUGUCCGCACCCGAUGCGCGGGACCCGACGUUGCCGACGCUCAAGCAGUGCGACGGGUCGCCGGCGCAACAGUGGCUCAUGAAGUUUGAUUUCAAGUGGCAAGCGAACCAAAAGUGA
This is a messenger RNA of Notodromas monacha, 1860 nucleotides long. Lineage: Eukaryota; Metazoa; Arthropoda; Ostracoda; Podocopida; Cyprididae. The record is from the annotation of a GenBank genome assembly.